This is a messenger RNA of Colletotrichum gloeosporioides, 498 nucleotides long. RefSeq lists its product as uncharacterized. NCBI's taxonomy places the organism in Eukaryota, Fungi, Ascomycota, Sordariomycetes, Glomerellales, Glomerellaceae. Bases 1 to 498 code for a protein of 165 amino acids. The record is from RefSeq and is a predicted model, not a curated record. The transcript has a single exon.
AUGGCCGCCCAAAGCACCCUGCCCCUCUCACAGGAGCAAACCUCCAACUUCGCCCUGCAACAAUAUCUCCUCCUGCAGUCCCAACACGAGGAGCUCCGCCAACACCUCGACCAGAUCAGGCCCAUCACCACCUGCAACACCUCCCUCGCCUCCUCACCCUCAGUAUCCCCCACCCGCAGCACCUGCUCGCCGUUCGGACAGUACCCCACCGGUGGUCGCAGACACCACAGCCGCAGCCGGCGCUCGUCGCUCUCCUCCCCCAAGGCGCGCCGCAGCAGCUCCCUCGCUCCGAUUGCGGACGAGACGACGAUCUGGGCCGUCGCGGAGGAGGAGCAGCGCCUGUUCGACGUCAACGAGGGCAUGAAGCGGGCCCUGAUGGAGCUGCUCAACUGCGAGCAGGUGCGGAGCGACAGCUCGUUCCGCAUGUGGGUUCAGUGCCGUCUCAUGGACACGGAAAAGGAGCUGCGCUCUGAGCGACGACGUAAGAGCUCCCCGUGA